AUGGCGGCCUCGUUCAUAAACACUGGGCCCCAGAGGCGUCCUCUCCGAGACAUCCAACCCAAAAGGGACCUUACCCGCUUCGUCAAAUGGCCCCGCUACAUCCGGCUGCAGCGGCAGAGGGCGAUCCUGUACAAACGGCUCAAGGUGCCACCCGCCAUUAACCAGUUCACCCAGGCCUUGGACCGCCAGACAGCUACUCAGCUGCUGAAACUGGCCCACAAGUACCGACCAGAGACCAAGAAGGAGAAGAAAGAGAGGCUGAUGGCCCGGGCUGAGAAGAAGGCUGCUGGCAAGGGAGACAUCCCCACCAAGAGACCCCCCGUCCUCCGUGCAGGGGUGAACACAGUCACCACCCUGGUGGAGAACAAGAAGGCCCAGCUGGUGGUGAUCGCACACGACGUGGACCCCAUAGAGCUGGUGGUCUUCCUGCCUGCUUUGUGUCGGAAGAUGGGUGUUCCCUACUGCAUCAUCAAGGGCAAGGCCAGGCUGGGCCGCCUCGUCCACCGGAAGACCUGCACCACUGUUGCCUUCACGCAGGUGAACCCGGAAGAUAAAGGCGCUCUGGCCAAGUUGGUAGAAGCCAUCAGAACCAAUUACAACGACAGAUACGAUGAGAUCCGCCGCCACUGGGGAGGCAACGUCCUGGGGCCCAAGUCAGUGGCCCGCAUCGCCAAGCUGGAGAAGGCCAAGGCCAAGGAACUCGCCACCAAACUGGGCUGAUGUACACACUGACUCUUCUGUACAUAAGAAUAA
Elephantulus edwardii (Cape elephant shrew) is the source of this 753-nucleotide messenger RNA. RefSeq names its product ribosomal protein L7a (gene RPL7A). NCBI's taxonomy places the organism in Eukaryota, Metazoa, Chordata, Mammalia, Macroscelidea, Macroscelididae. Gene Ontology annotation, cellular component: ribonucleoprotein complex. The transcript has 7 exons. Gene Ontology annotation, biological process: ribosome biogenesis. The record is from RefSeq and is a predicted model, not a curated record. The coding region runs from base 1 to 720 and encodes 239 amino acids.